AUGUUAGUGCAGAUCAGCCAUCUUUCAACGUGUGCCUGUUUAAGUGAUAAACGUAUUUAUCCAACAUUUUUUAGGACUGUUCCCAGUGAUCAGUUUCAAAUUUCGGCUUUGGUACAGCUCAUGAAACAUUUUGGCUGGCAGUGGGUAGGAAUAAUUCACAGUGCUGAGGUAUAUGCAUCUGAUGGUGUAGCUGAGUUCAUUAAGCAAGGAAAAGCUGAGGGUAUCUGUGUGGAAUAUGUGAUUUAUUACAAGAGAACAGAUACCAAGAUAGAACAUAAAGUAACAGAGCAACUGAAAGCCUCCACAUCAAGCGUAGUCCUGCUAUACAUGUCAUUAACCUACACAAGAGAGUUAUUUAAAAACGUAGACGGGAAUAAGUUACCUCGUAAACAAUGGAUAGGAAGUGAAGCUUGGAUCUCACAGAGAGAUUUGGCUUCCCUUGGAAGUAAGAACGUAUUGCAUGGGGCAAUGGGGUUUGCUCUGCCUCAGUCUAUUAUUCCAGGUCUUUCAGAGUUUCUUCUGAGCCUGAAACUGAGUGAUGAACCAGAGAGUGUUAUGAUCAAAGCUUUUUGGGAAAGUUUCUUUGACUGCAGCUUCUCUUCAUCAAAUACCACAAAGCUCUGUAGUGGGGAUGAGGAUCUCAGAACAAUCUCCAGUGCCUACACAAACACAGAAUUAAGAUCUGUGAGAAAUGUGUACACAGCUGUGUACUCGAUUGCACAUGCUCUUAAUGCGUUAUUGCAAUGUGAAAAUGGAUUUAAUCCCACCACAGGAAAACACUGUGUAAACAAGACUGAUGUCCAGCCCAAACAGGUACAGAAUGUUCGGAUAAAUAACUAAGUAUGGUCUGAAAG
Molecule: messenger RNA, 854 nt
Organism: Gadus morhua (Atlantic cod)
Lineage: Eukaryota; Metazoa; Chordata; Actinopteri; Gadiformes; Gadidae
Product: vomeronasal type-2 receptor 1-like
Exons: 2
Coding region: 1-840 (279 amino acids)
Biological process (GO): G protein-coupled receptor signaling pathway
Cellular component (GO): plasma membrane
Molecular function (GO): G protein-coupled receptor activity
Source: RefSeq, a predicted model, not a curated record